Molecule: messenger RNA, 640 nt
Organism: Parathielavia appendiculata
Lineage: Eukaryota; Fungi; Ascomycota; Sordariomycetes; Sordariales; Chaetomiaceae
Exons: 2
Coding region: 188-565 (125 amino acids)
Source: RefSeq, a predicted model, not a curated record
UCUCCUGAGGAAGCGGAAGGGAUGGCAUCUAGUCAUGACAUGUCUGUGCCGAGUUCCGGAGCAUUUACGCGUUUCUUCUGCAAUGUAUGGAUUCUGGCAAAAUCACUUCGCUUGUAUGGAGGAGUUUUCCAUGUAUUAUUUUAAUGGCAGCAUCACAAAAUCGGCGUCGGGGUCUCACAUUCGGUAGAUGGCAGGGAAAAAGCGGUCAGUGAUAGAUUGGGUCGAGGAGGCAAUCGUGUUGGGUCUGUUACUUGCGACUUCUCACUGUAUCAGCGGUGCGGUUUUGAUUGAGAUUGCAACUGUACCUGCAGUCCCUCGGGUCGCGGAGGAUGAUCGGCGAGUCAGCUUUCCACACAAAGGGGAAGGGAUUGUCGAGCUGCAACCCUCCGUUGAGGGUUUCCUUGGAAGCAGCGAAAUCCCUCACGAGUGUAAAGGAGGUUUCGAGAUGCACCAGAAAUGGCAGCUUGACCAAAUUAUCUUGAAUCUAACUAUACGUGUUUCUCCAUGCUGUCGUUGCGCGUCUGGGCAGAGCCUCGGUUCGGAAUUGGUAUCUUAUCAUCGAUAGGCUCGAAGCCCCACAGGCACCCUUAUUAGAGUACCUGAGGAUGUGGUUUUGGUUCCGGGUGCCAUAACAUAUCCU